This is a messenger RNA of Quercus lobata, 1598 nucleotides long. RefSeq names its product threonine dehydratase 1 biosynthetic, chloroplastic-like. Gene Ontology annotation, molecular function: pyridoxal phosphate binding; threonine deaminase activity; L-serine ammonia-lyase activity. NCBI's taxonomy places the organism in Eukaryota, Viridiplantae, Streptophyta, Magnoliopsida, Fagales, Fagaceae. The coding region runs from base 1 to 1326 and encodes 441 amino acids. The transcript is spliced from 7 exons. The record is from RefSeq and is a predicted model, not a curated record. Gene Ontology annotation, biological process: L-threonine catabolic process; L-serine catabolic process.
AUGGCUUGGGUGGUGGGUGUGGUGGCCGUUGUUGGCUCCAACUGGUCUGAUGGUUUAAAGCAUGGACACCUCCACACUCUGUCUCACCCCAAACACUUCGACUUGGCCCCACCAACCUUCACCGGGAUCCACACUACCGCCACCACCACCAACAACAAAAACCGUUUGACAAUUGCCGCCUCGAAUGAAAGUCUCGCCCGAGUCGCGGAAAUACAGACGGCGGUGGCGGUAGUGUGGAUCCCGGUGAAGGUACCGAACCGCACCGUUACAGACGGCGGCGGUGAAGACAAAUCCGAAGCAAUGUGUUACCUCACCAACAUACUCUCCUCUAAGGUCUAUGACGUGGCAAACGACUCGCCAUUGGAGCUCGCUACCAAGCUCUCCAAGCGUCUCGGCGUCGAGGUUUGGCUCAAGAGAGAAGAUUUACAGCCUGUUUUCUCGUUCAAGCUGCGUGGAGCUUAUAAUAUGAUGGCGAAACUUAAAAAAGAACAGUUGGAUAGAGGGGUCAUUUGCUCAUCAGCUGGAAAUCAUGCACAAGGUGUUGCAUUAGCUGCCAAGAAACUUGGCUGCAACGCCGUGAUUGCUAUGCCUGUUACUACGCCAGAGAUCAAGUGGCAAUCUGUUAAGAAGCUGGGCGCCACAGUUGUUCUUGUGGGGGAUGCCUAUGAUGAGACACAAGCAUAUGCCAAAAAAAGGGCCAUUGAGGAAGGCCGUAUCUUCAUACCUCCUUUUGAUCACCCGGAUGUCAUCACGGGGCAGGGAACUGUUGGGAUGGAAAUUAUUCGUCAAAUGAAAGGCCCGUUGACAGCAAUAUUUGUGCCUGUGGGUGGUGGCGGGCUUAUAGCCGGUAUUGCUGCUUAUGUAAAGAGGGUUGCUCCAGAGGUAAAGAUUAUUGGGGUGGAGCCUUCUGAUGCAAAUGCAAUGGCACUGUCCUUACAUCAUGGUCAAAGAGUGAUAUUGGACAAGGUUGGAGGUUUUGCAGAUGGUGUAGCUGUUAAAGAGGUUGGUGAAGAAACUUUCCGCUUAUGUAAGGAAUUGGUAGAUGGUGUGGUACUUGUAAGCCAUGAUGCUAUCUGUGCCUCAACAAGGGACGUGUUUGAGGAGAAAAGGUGCAUUUUAGAACCGGCAGGUGCUCUUGCUCUUGCUGGAGCUGAAGCAUACUGCAAGUUUUAUGGUCUUAAGGGGGAUAAUGUUGUAGCAAUAACUAGUGGAGCAAACAUGGAUUUUGAUAAACUGACGGUGGUGACUGAACUGGCUAAAGUUGGUAGGCAACCAGAAGCUGUGAUUGCAACUGUUAUGCCAGAGGGGCCUGGAAGCUUGAAUUGAUUUUGUGAACUGGAUUCUGGGGGAUGUUUUCAUGGGUCGCUAUCACACAGUGUUCGACUAUGGGAAUUCAAGAGUUGGAUUUGCUGAAGCAGCUUUUGUCAAGCCUUCGAUCUAAGUUCUAUGUUCUAUUUGUAAAUAUACCUGUGUAAAAACCUCUACUUAAUUGUAGGGUUACAAACUUAAAAAUAGAACUUAUCAAGUGAUAGGCCUCGAUCUUAAACACGUUAUCUAUAAAUAUAUCAAGACAAAGUGAUUGUUAUUAUUAGAAAAAA